AUGCAGCUGGUGCUGUUGACGGACGGCGACAUCCGCGGGCUCCUGCUUUUGCUCCUGAUGAUGCUGACGGGCCUAAUGUUUGCCAAGCUUAGCCUGAUGCCCGAGCUCUCAGCCAUCCUGAGCCACUUGUUCGACGCGAUCCUGUUUAAGCCUCACGGCGACAUCAUCGACGACUGGAUGCUGAUGCUGCGCCAGCUCUACCAGCGGCUGGUGCGUUACGCGCUGCUCGACGACAUCACCUUCCUCAUCGAGUGGUACCUCGUGGUGCUGACGUUCUGCGACCACCAUUUAGAUAUUGUCAAGCACUACCUCGAGUUCAACACGGUGUUAAUGUACGGCGCCCUCAACCGCGACUUCAUCGCCGCCAUCAGCGACAACGAGCACAUUGGCGACGCCAAUUCCCCCGUGGUCAACCGCAUCAACCAUUACUGGAUCCAGCUCAAGCUCUGCGAGAUCGACUGCCUGUUCUUCGUCGACAAGGGGCUGCUUUUGCAAGGGGCGCAGUACGCCCACGGCAACAUCCCCAGUUUCGAAUUCAUGGAGCGCCUCUACGGCGGCGCCGGCUUCCCCGAGUUGCCCGUUGACGAGGUGAAGACGCUGCUCUUUGUGUGGGGUAAAUACUACCUGCGCAAGCUCGAGAUACGCGACCUCCACGAGUUCAUCGUGUCCUACCUUCUGCUCUACGCCGACAUGGCUCAGUUCACCCAGGAGGCAGUGGCGCUGUGGCCACAAGACGCCGCCGCACAGUGGACGGCGGCGGUGCGGGCGCUGCUGGCGUACUUCCUCUGCGUGCGCUGGCUCACGUUCGUGCGCCUCGAGCAAGGCUACUUCCCCUCGCUCCGGUUCGCCAUCUACACGAUGGCGAUGGUGUGCCAGUUCAACCCCGUGUUGCGGUUGAUGGACGAGCACCCCGAUUUCCUCGCGCACCUGCUCCCCGAGGCCAACGUGCACCACUUUAGGUGGGUGUACGUGUUGUUCAUCUACCUGCUGGUGUUUUUGGCGGUGUUGGCGCUGUUCCGCCAGCGCACGGGAGCGCUUCUGCCCCUGCGGGUGUACGACACUGUCCGCGCCAAAUUUGACCGGGUGUGGCGCCAGUUCCACUCGUUGGAGGCGCUUCGCAGCGUGCCCAAGUACGCCGACUGCCUCGAGAUCUCCCAGCUCUGGGCCCAACUCGGCGCCCUAGCGCUGCUGCGCGACCUUAUCGCGGCGCUCCAACGGGCGCUUGGCGCCGACCGCAGCAGCCGCGCCGUCAAUUACUUCUUCGGCCUGGAACAUAACUUGGGCGCCUACGUCGACACGUUGUGGGAGUUGAUGGACGACAUGUGUAGAGCCACCGAGCCUCUCACCGUGGUGCGGGGGAUCGUCGUCAACGACGACAUGCUCGAGACGUAUGGGCUGCGCCUCGAAGGGUUCCAGUUCGACAAGGACGACGUGAUUGAAUUUAUAGACGCCCACAGCACUACGUAA
This is a messenger RNA of Diutina rugosa, 1467 nucleotides long. It is a transcript of the gene ZCF8, whose product is annotated as Zcf8p. The coding region runs from base 1 to 1467 and encodes 488 amino acids. The transcript has a single exon. The record is from RefSeq and is a predicted model, not a curated record. NCBI's taxonomy places the organism in Eukaryota, Fungi, Ascomycota, Pichiomycetes, Serinales, Debaryomycetaceae.